AAAAAAAAAUACGGUGAGUUUACGCAGGCGCACUAAGAAGUUCCAGCUGCCACUUGGAACAUGUGAAAUGGCGGUGGGAGAGGCGGUGAACCUACGGCGCCUGCGUACUGGCGGGAGAUGCGCAGGCGUAAUGGGCGGAGAAAGGGUCCGGUCUCAGGAUUGGUCGCGCAGGCGCAGGGAAAGAUCCGUUUUGGCGGGCGGCUGGCGUUGCGCAGAAGGCGGCGGCAGCGGUGGCUUGUGGUCCGGCCUCGCCACAGAGGAACAGGAAAGACGUUAGCCUGAGUGAUCACUCUCGAUCGCUGGUACUUCUCACCACUUCUUUCCUUCUUACGCCUCUAAAGAGUCUUGUUUUUCCUUUAAGAACUAAGGAACCUGGUGGCCUUAGUUCUUCAGGUGAAACAGUGUGAGACAUGGGAAAGAAAACCAAGCGGACAGCUGACAGUUCUUCUUCAGAGGAUGAGGAGGAGUAUGUCGUGGAGAAGGUGCUAGACAGGCGUGUGGUUAAGGGGCAAGUGGAGUAUCUACUGAAGUGGAAAGGCUUUUCUGAGGAGCACAAUACUUGGGAACCUGAGAAAAACCUUGAUUGUCCUGAGUUAAUUUCUGAGUUUAUGAAAAAGUAUAAGAAGAUGAAGGAGGGUGAAAAUAACAAGCCCAGGGAGAAGUCAGAAAGUAACAAGAGGAAAUCCAAUUUCUCAAACAGUACUGAUGAUAUCAAAUCUAAAAGAAAGAGGGAGCAGAGCAAUGAUAUCGCUCGGGGCUUUGAGAGAGGACUGGAACCAGAAAAGAUCAUUGGGGCAACAGAUUCCUGUGGCGAUUUAAUGUUCCUAAUGAAAUGGAAAGACACAGAUGAAGCUGACCUGGUUCUUGCAAAAGAAGCUAAUGUGAAAUGUCCACAGAUUGUGAUAGCAUUUUAUGAAGAGAGACUGACAUGGCAUGCAUAUCCUGAGGAUGCAGAAAACAAAGAGAAAGAAACGGCCAAGAGCUAAAGGAGGGGUGGUCUCUGUCAUUUCUCUUUGUAUAUAAUACAUUCACUUCCCUGCCUCCUGUCCCGUCUACCCAUCCCUAUCUAUCCUAAACACAUCCAUAAAAAAUGUGCUUAUCACUGUGCUCCACAGGAGAAAUGUUGGUAUUGGUUCUCUUGUAACAUAACUGAUGGUCUGAUUCAUGAUAAGUGUCUCUGUGAAGACCAGGCAUUUACAUACUGUGUGUAAUUCCUACGACCUUUUCCUUGCCCAGUCUCUUCCUCCUGCUCUCCUGUGACCUCAAGAUGCGUUUUAACUUUUUAAUCUCCUUAGAGUCUUGGUCUUUUCAGAAUUGGCCACUUUUUAGAUAGGGGAAUUUUGUUACAAUGAUGAUGAGUUUUGGUUUCUUGCUUUGGUUUUUAGAACAUGUUGAUGACCAGCUGGCCUUUGUUUUGAGAUGUUGAGAUGGAAAGCAUGCUGCCCAUCUGUUUAAAAAGCCAGCAGCAACUGCCUACCUUUUGGGGCUUUCUCAGUCUCAUUCAGCCCUACCCAGAAGAAUACGGGGUUCCUGGUGUGGUCUUUUGGGCCACCGUCUGUUGUUGUUCUCGCCCAUCCUCCCAGAAUAACUCCAUCCUUUGGAGGACUGGAAAAUUUAUGGUGAAGUUUCUUGAGCCCCAGGAUUUUUGGCCCUGUUUCUUAGCAGUCCCUUAUUCUGCUUCUGCAAGGUGGUGUCAGUCUGCCAUAAGAUGGCCAGAUUAUUAACUGUGGACAUUUUUAGCUGUCGUACGUGAGGGUGAUGGGGUAGGGGUAGGAUACAAUUGUCUUUAUUAUUAUCACAUGCGGUAUAUAUGUAUUAUUUCCUUCCAUCUCUCAUAUUUGGAAUAUGUAUUUACGUAGGUAUGAGUGACUGCCUGGUGCUUGCUUGUGCCAAGGUGCUAGGCACCCUCUAACCCUGCCAACUUUUGUGGCCUCCCGAAGCAUUCCUGUUACCAAAGAGGCUUCAGACCUGACUCUCACUCCUCAGUGGAUGCAAGUUGCCCCUUCAUGCGAUUAUUUUCAGUGGGAAUUUCUUGGAGGGGAGCCAUUGGCCACAAUACCAAUUUUAAACAUUCAUAGUGUUUGUUGUAGUCAUACAUUUCCUGCUUUGUUGACUCUUGGAUUUGUCACCAAGAGUCCCUAAAGUAUUAAUGCUCGUCCCUUUUUCUGCCCUUAAGCUUUUAGUUGUAUUUUUUAAAAUGCAUUUCCUUGGAAGACUAUCACCUCAGAAAAUGACAGGCCCUGGCAUUUGCAUGUUGGCACAACCGUCUCCCCCGUCACAGCAAAAUAUUUCCUUUUCGGUUUUCUCUUGCUUUGCCAUUAUGUUGAGGUUAUUUUUCUGAACAUAUCCUACUUUUGUCCCCCAAGAAAUGCCCUACUUCUCUUUACCCUCUUUUUGCAGUUGAGGAGGGCUAGAGGAUCAGGACUAAAAGUAAGGAAAUAAGCAGGGUUUUGAGCAUCUUUGUCCCAGCCUCAAAGCUGAGGAAAUAAGAAUAAAUGCUUGAAAUAGCCUUAACUCUAGAGUUCACUAGCCACUAAGGCUGUUUUUGUUGUUGCUUUUGAUUUUUAAAACAUACAGUUACCUGGCCAGGAGCGUUCAACCAUUUCUGGAUUAUUCACAGUAAUGAGGGGAAUGGAUAGAUUGCUCCAGUCCACAGAUGAGCCAAACAAUAUGCAAAUCAUAUCCCCAUUCAUAGCAUUUGUUAACGUUGCUUCCCUGCUCAGCUGCUGAUUGAAUUCUGUAUGCGUGUGUAAAUUAUGUCAAAAAAUUAUACUGCACAAUUGAGAAAGCUGUUGCUGCAGUGAUGUGACGGACUGGAACAAUGAAACUUUUGGUUUAGGUCAUCUAGGGAGAUCCUUCUGAAUGGUAAUUUGAUUGGGUGGGAACUCAUAACCUAAAGCUGAAGUAGGUGGGAAUUUUAUCUCCACCUUCCUUUAUUUUCUCUCUAAAAGAAUUAAAGGCCAAAAUCAAGUGCUAGAUAAUUGACAGUUGUUAGUACUUAAUUUGAUGGGCAUCUAAAAGAAAAAAGAAAUGAUGAUCAGGAAGCAGAUUUGUCAUAUAAGUAACCAAGGGUAUCAACUAGGGUAGACAAAAAUAGGACAGGAGUGGGCCAGAGCCCCUGAGGUGGUAAUCUGGGUCUCUUGACUUGUAGUCAGAGAAAAUGGCAGUCUUACCUAUGUAGUGAGUGUGUACCUCCCAUUGGCAGUGGGCAUAUAAACUGCAAUGGCCAUAGUUUUGUUUUCCUUAUUUUUUAUUCUGCUUUAGAUGAAUGUUUACAGAGCAAAUUAGUUUCCCAUUGGAUAGUUUGUACAUAGAGUGUUCCAUGACAUUGGUUACUUUCCCCACAACGUGUCAGCACUCACCCCAUUUCUGUCCUGGGUUCCCAGGUAGCUUCCGUCCAGAUUUUCUAUCCCUUCCUGCCUUCUUGUCUGCUUUUGGGUAAAUGUUGCCUUUUUGAUCUCAUAUAAUUGAUUGUUCUAAGGAGCGCGUUUCUCUGGGGUGUUAUUGUUUAUAUUACGGGCCUGUCAGUUGUUUGGUUGAAAGGCAGUCUCCGGGAACGGUUUCAGUUCCAGGUCAGAAGGGUGUCUUAUGGCCAUAGUCUCGGGGGUUCCUCCAAUCUCUGUCAGACCGGUAAGUCUAGCCUUUUUUGUGAAUUUGAUCUUUUUGUUCUACAUUUUUCUCACACUCUGUCCGGGACCCUCUAUUGUGGUGCCAGUCAGCAAGCAGUAGUGGUAGCCAGGCACCAUCUAGUUCUUCUGGUCUCUGGGUCGUGUAGGCUGUAGUUAUGUGGUCCGUUAGUUCUCUAAACUAAUUACUCUCUUGAGUCUUCGGUUUUCUUCACUUUCCUUUGCUCCAGACUAGAAGAUAACAAUAGUUGUAUCUUAGAUGGCCACUCACAAGCCUGUAAGACCCCAGAUGCUACUCACCAAAGUAGGAUGCAGAACGUUGUUUUUAUGGACUCUGCUGUGCCAGUUGACAUAGCUAUCCCAAGCCUAUAUGGUCCUUUACCUUCAAGCCAUGACCAUAUUUUUAAAACCAAAAAUCUAGGAUGUGGAUGAACAGCACAACAGAAUUGGUUCUGAGAUUGGUCCUGAGAAAUCUGGGUCACGUGGUUGGUAAUAUUUAAGACAUUCAUCAAAACCUGAUUUUCUUUUAACAAAAUAAUUCCAUUAUCAUCAUGUACCCAUCACCCUUUAAUACCUUACUCUUCACUCCAUCUUUUUCCGUCCUUAUUUUAUUGAAUCGCAGUCUUGUACUGAGUUAUCGCUAGAACAACUUCUUUUCUCUCCAUAUCUACUCCCAGCUGGUUCUGUAGAAAUGUAGGGAGCCAGAGGCCAAUACUGAUUUGAGCCCUCAGCACAAAGGAAUCCAGAUAGAUGUCCGCCCAUGCCCCUGGCAUUUGUUUGUGUUGAGGAAUUGCCCUGGCCCUUUUGGAGAAUUGCGGCCUCAAACAGAAACCUGUUUUCAUACGUUAAGAGUUAGUAGAUGUGGGCUAAGCACCCUUAAAAGUCUAGGUCCCAGGUUCUCAAAAUAUACUUUUUCUGUGUUUAGUCCUUUUUCAAACAUCUCUUCUAGUAAUCAGCAUUAAAUGAUCUCCCUUUCCACAAACUGUUGCAGAGCUUCACCAAGCAGAGUCUACCAAGGUCCAUUUAGCAGCUGUCUGAUUCUUGGGCUAGGCAGAUAGCCAUAAUGUUAUGGUCAGCUGUUGAAAAAGUCACCCUGGAUGCAAGCGCCCAUUUUAAACCUGUAGAGAGGCAUAUCAUUUUCCCUCCUUCAAAUACCAGUCCAGUUUUUGUCUGCUCUAGGGAGCAUUUGGCGCUGUGGUGCUCCUUAACACUCAGAAGUUUUUAGAUGAUCCUUGGCAGUCCUCCAGCCAUAUCUGCCUUCUGCUUUUUGUUGUUGAUGAAGGGCUGGUCCUGUUCCCAUAGCUUGGGCAGAUAGAUUAUUCUUAACUCUUUAUUCCUGUUUGGUAGCCACACUGCAGUCCAUUUUCCUUAUAUUCAGGCCAAAUUACAGGACCUUGGGAAAGGUCUUUGGGAAUUUUCAUCGUGUCAUUUUGUUUAUUUGACCCAGCUCACCUGAGGUACAAUAAGGGGUCCGAGGGAUCUGUGUUAGGGCUGGGGGGUGAUUGUCUCUGCCCUUUAGAGUUAGAAGUUGAUGCCUAAAAUACUACUUUGCAACAGCAUGAGAACCCUAGGAAGAGUUAGAUCAUUAGAUUUGAAAUACAGAAAUUGUUUCCCACAAAGGAUGUCAAAGGAAAAGCUCAUUUUACAUCUAUGACUACCCCAUCCUUUUGGUAUAGAUUUUUUAGAGUAAAAAUUAACAGUGUUAUGGUCUAUGCCUUCGUAAUCAGACCACCAGGCGUACCUGCUGCAAGGCAGAGAAGGGAAAGAUCUGGACCCAGUAUAUUCCAGGUUCAUGCUAGCCUUACCCAGUAAUCAUAAAAAUUACGUUUUUAAAACUAGAUGCUCUGAAUUGGGUGCCAUCUGCCCCCCCACCCCCAAAUCAUAGUGGUGGAUUUGCAUUGAACUGUGUAUUUUCUGGAAACCCUGGUGGUGUAGUGCUUAAGUGCUAUGGCUGCUAACCAAAAGGUCAGCAGUUCAAAUCCACCAAGUGCUCCUUGGAAGCUCUAUGGGACAGUUCUGCUCUGACCUGUAGGGUCACUAUGAGUCGGAAUCAAUUUGACAGCAUUGGGUUUCGGGUCUAUAUUCUAUCCACUUUAGCCUACAACAGCAUUCAUUUCAUUCAACAAAUAUUUUUGCCCUGGGGAUACAAAGUUCAAAAAGACAAAAGGCCUACCCCCUACCGCCACCCCCAUCAAGAACUGUUGUACUGGAUAAGGAUGAACUGACCAAUAAUAAUAAUAUUUCAGUGUAAUAGGUGCUGUAAACAGGGGUAUGUAUUUCUGACAUGGAAGCAGAGACAACUGGCUGAUGUGAGUCCAGUGUGUGGCUUUAGAGUAGGAGGGUGACAUAGAUUGGUUCAUCUGUGGAAAAGACUUAAGACCUUGGAUGAACUGAGCUACCUGGCCAUAGACCAUAAGAAAGGUUUGUUUUAUUCUAGAAAAUAAAUAUGUCUGAGGGCUAGUUAGAAAUGUUGUUAUACUGAGACAGCAACAACAGGUUUGGGGGGCUUGAGAACCUCUGAUUUCUGUCCCUAUUUUAGGCUCUUUGCCAUAGUAUUUAAUGGUUAAUCAUUGGUUGUAGGAAGUAUUGACUAUUGCAGGUCCAGUUAUGGGUUACAUUAUUGUGGGUUCUGUAACAAAAUUUGUUCCUCAUGGAUAUUUUAUCAGAGUUGCUCAUACCAUUUUAUUUUUUGGAGACAGUAAAGUGAGGCCAGCUUUGAGCCUAAAGCAGGGAUGUGCUUUUCAAUGACAAAAGAUUUGUUAAAAUGGAAGCUUGGGGCACAUCUUUUAACACCUGAGCAUUUAUUUUGGGCAGUGUUUUCCAAGUAGGGACUUAUAUCAAUUAUGUGGAAACCUUUCCUAGAAAUACGUAUUCCCUGGACUUUCUGAUUCAAUAGAUCUAGAGAGGUCUAGGGUGGGGCCUAACCCCUUUAAGAAACAGCCUGACCUUAAGGUUUUCAGUUCUGACCCAUGUGACCACAAGAAAAGAUACUUACCCCUGCCUGAAUAAUUCAAUGUUGACUAGCUUUGGAAGUCAGAAUUCUCAGAAGUUAGAUGAACUGUUCUGAAAAGUAUAAAGGUUCUUUGAAUAGCUUCAGAAAAACAAAAACACAGUUCUAGUUUCUUUUUUGCUUGAGCUGAAUUUCUUGAAUUUUAAUCUACCUCAUCUUGUCUUUUUGGAGUUACUUCAGCUUCUUGUCCUUGCCAUUUUAACAUGCUUGAUUUGGGAUCUUUUCUAAGAUGGAAUUUUUCCUGUUCAGUGAUAGCAUGUUCUCCUGCUUUGUCACCUUGAUCCUCGUUUCAUCUAACAUCAUCUCAUCUUGCUCUUCUGUCAGAAUGUUUUAAAAUAAUUUAAAAUCUUGGUAUAUGAGAAGAAAGUGAUCCUCUAUUUGUCUCUGAGGUCAGUAAGAGAAGGAGUUAAAACAAGGUGCUGGGGGAGGUGACAGUGAUCAUCAAAGGAGCCUGCACUAGAGGCAGCUGGGGAGGAAAGAGCCAUUAAUUAAGACAAUUUCAAAGUCAACUGAUUGUGAUCAUUAAUGUCACAAUAGAUCAAAACCUAAUUAUCACAGCCUAGGUAAGAGCCAUCAGUAUUAAUCGGAAAAUCUAAUAGGAAACUAUUAUCAAGAAAUUAGGCCAAAUUGAAUCCAGUGAACUUUUUAUCUUGUCAUUCUCUCUUUCUCUCUCUGUCUUUUUUUCUGUGAUGUUCCCUGGGAUUGGCAGGUGUGACCCUAAGCAUUGAUUCAGGCACAAGUGGCUGAUUCAUCACACUUUUUAAGGAAUUUUGCCCACUCCAAACACUGACUGAACCUGAACUGUCAUUGUCAUUUUAAACAUUAGUCUUGAACUUUCCUACCACCUAGACUUGUCCAGUGUGAUGAGCAGUCAAAGUUUAUGUUUAGAUCUUGGGAUGUUUGGUUCUCCCUGUGAGUGGAGUAUCCCUGGUGAUCGUACUGUGUGUGUUGAUAAAUUGUUAUUUGAGCUUUUGUAUGUAGAAUCGUGUAGCACUGGCUGCUGUGAGAGGGUAGGGAAGGAAGGAGAGGCUUCCUGCCUUUGAGAAGACCUGAAAAGAUAGAGUUUGUGUCAUAACACUCAGAGCUGAAGUUAGUAUUUUGCGGUUAGGAUUUGAUUCCAAACCACGGCUGUCUAUGGGUUUAGUUCCCCUUCUGCCCUCAUUUUAGGAUGAAGGACAUAAUGAUUUACACCAGAAUCCAGAAUAAAUAUGGGGGGUAGGGGAGAGACAUUAGAUGUUUUUUCUUUUGUUAGAGAAGUUAUGCCUCUGGCUGGAGGAAAGAACAUUAUAAGAGUCUGACUAGUUAGACACUCAUUCCCUUCACCCCCCAAUAGAAAAGCAGGGGUCACCAUUUACAUCCUUAGUCUUUAGCUGAGUUUGAAGAUACUGCAACUCUUGACAUUGAGUUGAGGCAGAAAGGGGAGAGGUUCUGCCCUCUGGGUAUUAUGGGAGAAGGGAUGAGAAGCAGCAGGAGGGUGUUUGGAGAUGCUAGGAUUUCUAGCUACUAGCUUAACCUAGAGAGAAUGCUACUGCUGCUGCCACCACUGCUGUUGCUGACCUUUCCCCACCAGCCUUGCAACUGAGACAACACUACCAUGACCACCAGUGAGGACAUGGUUCUCAUUCUUAUUCCAGCUUGAGUGCAGUCUUCGCCUCAUUCUAGAUUUUAGGGAUCUCUCUUUCUCGAUAUAGAACUUUGAGAAAUCAGUGUGACUUAGUCCUUCUUCACCUCUUAGGGAUAGGUUUGAAAGAAUAUAAUACAUGAAAUUUUGAACUCAAAGGGGAGUGAGGGUAAAGUAUUUCUUUGGAAAAGAAUUCACAUCAGGGUUCCUGUGAAUAGGUGAUGCCCUUCAUGUUUAAAAUGUAAUCUUAUACAUCCAUUAACAUGACUUUCAGAAGCAUUUUGUUUCUGCAAGGUUCCUCACUUUAUGCUAGGUAGAUAACAGGCCCUCAGUUAAUACUUGUGCAUUGAUUGAGUUCACAGAGUGAGGUGUACUUACCAGCAUGUUUCCUUUUGCCAUCAUGUGCUCUCUGAGAAGUAAAAUGCUCUAGGAAGUAGAAUAGGAAUUGAGUGGAUGCUGACCAUAUCUGCCAACCUCCUCAACUGAUUCUUAAUGACUGACCUUGGGCAAGUCGCUCCUUUCAAUGCCUCAGUUCCCCAUCUGUCAAAUGGGGGUAAUAAUACUGACCUACCUCACAGGGGUGUUGUGAGGCAUUGUAAAUCAAAGUUGAUAAAAUAGAGUUCUCAAUGGAGGAUGCCUUGAGCCGAAAUCUAAGCCUGUCACACGCUUAAUUCAGUCCUCACUGAGCUGUCUCCAGGGUUGGAACUACUUAGUGAUCUCAGCAAAUUCUUUGCCCCCCACCCCUCAUCAAAGCUGCUAGUUCAGAUGUUGACAGUGUUUUCAUGAAUGUUGGAGUUUUAAUAGACCAGACUUAAGAGGUUAUGGGGGAAGGCACUUAGUAUUUUCUAUGUUUUGCAUCCACAAAAAAAGACUGUUUCAGACCGAAGAGCAUUGGGUUAGGGAAUCAUGAGGCAGAGAUUCUACUUCUCUUCUGCAGUUUGGAGAUUAAGGUCCCAUUCUUCCUGGCCUCGGAGCAUACUUAGGGUGUCCCAGGAGCAAAGCGAUUGCCAGUGGUUUUGAUUUAUAUCCUUGCUUAUCACUCCUUGAACUGAUGCCAGGACAGCUCAGUCACUACACACCUUAGUAGUAUCUGUACCCGAGCCUCCGGCUCAUAGGAACCAGCUGGUUCAAUAAACCUAACUACCACCUCCACCCCACCUCACCCCAUGAAAAAAGAGCCACAUUGAAAGUUUUUUUUCUCUUUCAGAAAUACGUUUAACACUCAGAUUUGGGCAUUGAUACUCCUUAAAACGUCAUCCAGUUCACUGUAUUUGGCAUCUGUCAUCUCUUUUCUCAGUGUCCACAGGCUGAACCUGACCUUUUCUUUCUCUGGUUUAGGAAAACUUUGGACACUAUUUCUGUUUGCCCAGGUGUGGGCUCAAGAGCCUUACUCUUCCCAUCUCAGUGUAGGGGCACAGCCAGCUCCUCUUCCCAAUAGGGCACUUUCUCCUUGGCCCUCGAUUUGUAACCCAUAAAAAAGCACAAGGUCCUGGCCCCUUGCUGCUAUCGUAUUGCGGUUCUCUUUGUGUUUUGUGGACUUUGCUCCCACUGUUGACUCAGCACUUGGUAUGCCAGACGGUUCUGUGGAGUUGUGGAGGAUGGGGGGAGCACAGUCUGAUACCCUGCCAAGUAGCCAGGAGUCAACUUGCCCGUGGCCUGCUGGCCUCUCCACCACUUUCCACAAGAUGGCAUCUAAGGCCUAAGAGGCUGGGUUUCUUUCAGCACUCUACCAUCCUGAGUAGCAAAACAAAUUAUACUUCGUAGUCAGACUUCCGAAUGGAAAGUGGGAAAUUGGAUUCUCUGUGGACUUUUUUUGGUUUGUGGGAGAGUUUAGGUUUUGUCUCGGUUUUAUUUCAGCCAAACAUGUCUGCUUUUUUUUUUUUUUUUUAAGGAUAAGUGAUAUAUAUAUAUGUUCACAUUUUAAAUGUAAGUGUUUAAAAGUAGGCAUUUAUGUGUUUCCACAACUGACAUCCAAUGCAGACCUCAUUCUCUCCCCCUCUUCUACCUUCCUCUUUUCCCUCUUUUCAUACUCUUGUAUUGGUUCUAAUAAAUGGUUGCUUUUCAAA
Molecule: messenger RNA, 10323 nt
Organism: Loxodonta africana (African savanna elephant)
Lineage: Eukaryota; Metazoa; Chordata; Mammalia; Proboscidea; Elephantidae
Gene: CBX5
Product: chromobox 5
Exons: 6
Coding region: 411-986 (191 amino acids)
Biological process (GO): chromatin organization; negative regulation of transcription by RNA polymerase II
Cellular component (GO): pericentric heterochromatin; nucleus
Molecular function (GO): chromatin binding
Source: RefSeq, a predicted model, not a curated record